AUAUAUGUAGUUGAGUAGACUUCUAAAGAUAGGUACCUGCGUCAAUUACGAUGAAGUAAAUAUGCAGAUGGGUACUAGAUCUACAUGCAUAGGUUACAGGAGGAACGACUAAAUAACGGAACAGGUUGAUUAAAAUCGUCUUAGGCGACUAUAUAGCGGAUAAACAAAUGAUUAAUGAAACAACAUCGCGCCAUGCCGCCGACCCAACGACGAGGUAUUCUUCUAGCCAAAUGAAAAGACAACAGGAAACAGCAGGUUAAAUUAAAUGCAGAUGAUUGAACUAAUGUCCCCGUAUCGCGUUCGUUUCCUUUUCAACCAGCUAGACCGAUUUCGAUUCGACUGAUAGUUUCACAAGUCAAGUUAAGUUACCAGUGUUAUAUAGGUUAUAAGCAGCAGAUACACGCACCUUCAUCUACAUCUUUGCAUCGCUACAUCGUCCUAUCAGCAUAUAUACGAAUACCUACAUCGCCAUUGCGAUGCGUUUGAACAUCGUUAUCGCAAUUUCUUUGAGUGGAUUGAUUUACGGUUGGGUUGAUGGUAGAGCCACCUCCUACGUCGAAUUCAACACGCGCACAACAAAACUAGACGACUCUGGUUCCAAUUUCGAAUCCACUGCAGCAGAAUUUCCCAUACAACAGCCAGCUCAAAAUGAAAAGGAGUCAGAGCUGCCGAAAAAUAUCGAAAAUGGGCGAACGCGAAUCACCCGAGCAUCUCCGACCACAUUCGACUCUCCAAUGAAAAUCGUCACAGACGACUACGAAGUACAAUUCAAAAACGUCUCCUCCGACAACGUCUUACCCAGCAGCCUGAUAAGCAAAAUCGUCUCAAUCCUUGGCAGAAGAACAUCUCAAUCAGGUUCAGCAACUCCAACAGGUACACCCAGCUUAUCAGCAUCGAACGACGCCAACAAACAAUUAUUCGGCGGCAAACUGCCACCGUUUAUCGAACGAAUAAUCCAAAGAAUACAAAACUACUUCUCGGUGUACAAUCCACCCGAAUACUUCGACAGCAAUCGACCCCCGGCAACGACUCUGACAGACGGACAACACUCGGCGAUCACCUUGAUCUGCUCAAAUUCUAGCACCGGGUCGGUUUCGUGCAAUGAGAUGGGCGGUUCUGAAGAACAAGAAGAAGACUCCGAGCAGGGCGAAACAUUAGAAGUAUGCGAUGGGGCAGCAUCUUCGAAUUCAGCCGAAGAAGAAAACACCAUCGGCAUUGGCAGCGGUGGAGAUGAGGCAGCUUCCCAACAAGAAGAAUAUAAUGUGGUUGUAACCCAUACCAUUGUUCAAGACAGCUCAUUAAACGUGUAUUCGCCAAUUCCGCCACCAGCUCCGGUGCCCAUCGCAGCAGAUGCCACACAAAUGGUCAGCAACGUGGUAGUAAUUUUAGAACCGGCUGUGGGCCAAUAUUCGCCACCACCUCUGGACAAUCCGGAUAAAAAAAAGUUCUACGUUUAUGUAAAUCCGACUAAAAAUCAGGCUCAGAAGUUGAAAACAGCCACCGAAAGUGGAGAGGAAACAGAUAAAUUGGAAAAUUUUCAACCUUACACCAACACAACUUACACGGUUAUUAUUCGAGGCGAUCAAUUACAAGAAUACAAUACAAAUCUGCAAAACGCCAGUAGUGCUUCUUUAGAUCCUGAAAUCGCCAUCUACAUUCGUAACUCGAACUCGACCAAGAAUAAGUUGAAAAAGUGUAAAUUACCAUCCCAGCCAACUGAACAGGGAGGUGCAGAUUGCGAACAAAAUGCAAACGCAUCCGACCAAUCAUUGACAAGUAGAUCUGCCAGUACUUUAGGCGAAUCGAUGAGUAAUGCGGAGGGUGACGAGGAUGCCAGCUCAGUGAGAAUGGCGGAGGUGAAAAGUAACGAAAAUAAUUCCAAUAAAGUACCGAAUAUCAACUUGAUGCUGGUACCGCCCAAUGAUCAACAAAAGUCCAAGAACAAAUCUUGCGCGAACAAGAACAAAAUGAAAAAUCCUCAGCUUCAGUAUUACGUACUAAAGCCAGACAAUGGUAAUAAGAUUAAAACGGACGAAAAAGAAAAACCAACGUAUUACUUGCAGAAGACCAAUAUCGAUGCUGGAACUCUUUCUCAAACUUAUCUGCCACCAUAUCCGUCAUCAUCAUCAUCAUCAUCAUCAUCAUCAGUACAACAACCACAAAGUGCAGAUGAAUCUUCUCCUUCAUCUGCGGAUUUGUUUAUAACUUCUUCCUGAAAUGAUGAUGGGAGUCUGAUUUCUUAAAUUAUUUAUUAAUUCAUUCAACUGUUUAUUUAUUUAUUUGUGUAUUUAUUUAUUUGUUUGUCUGACUAAUAUAUGGAUCAUUGUUGUUAUUGUUA
This is a messenger RNA of Planococcus citri (citrus mealybug), 2338 nucleotides long. RefSeq lists its product as uncharacterized. Lineage: Eukaryota; Metazoa; Arthropoda; Insecta; Hemiptera; Pseudococcidae. The coding region runs from base 477 to 2216 and encodes 579 amino acids. The transcript has 3 exons. The record is from RefSeq and is a predicted model, not a curated record.